Manduca sexta (tobacco hornworm) is the source of this 1941-nucleotide messenger RNA. RefSeq names its product peroxidase. Gene Ontology annotation, molecular function: heme binding; peroxidase activity. The record is from RefSeq and is a predicted model, not a curated record. Lineage: Eukaryota; Metazoa; Arthropoda; Insecta; Lepidoptera; Sphingidae. The transcript is spliced from 12 exons. The coding region runs from base 37 to 1887 and encodes 616 amino acids. Gene Ontology annotation, biological process: response to oxidative stress.
AUCGAAUUUCUUUAACACCUUACUGAAGAUUUGGUGAUGGACGGGUGUAAAAGUAUUAUAGUACCUCUAGUGCUACUGCUUGCUUGGCGAGUGAGUUGCGCUGAUUAUUAUAGCUCCUACUAUGGUGCUAAACUAACCAGUGCACAAGUAGACGCAUACAGAAGCAACGGGACUUUGGCAAACUGCACCAACGUCGUAGAACCAUGUAACCCAAAUGAACCAAGACGUAUUAAUGGAACCUGCAAUAACCUUAAUAAUCCUACAAGAGGAGCCACGAGGACACCCUACUAUAGGUUAUUAGACGCGAGUUUCGUCAAAGCCUCUGACUCUGUAUUUAACCCAAGAGUAUCAGCAUGUACUGGUGCCUCGCUAGCGGGCGCGAGAGACCUCCGCCGUACACUCCUGGUCGACGGUCGCGUUGAAGACGACAAGCUCACUCAUGCGGUCACUCACAUGUCCGUGUUUUUCGCUACUGACAUCACCAACACACAGGAUACCACAAACUACGUUGUUUGGAGGCCGUAUUGCUGUAAGCCAGAAGGUGCUAAUGACCCCCAAUGCGCCCCGAAUCUAGUGCCAGCUGAUGACUACGUCCACCGCUUCACCAAUAUUGGAUGUCUGAACAUGACCAAGCCUCUCACCUUCCAGACUUCAGGAUGCCUUGCCCAAACUACAACUCCCCUUAGAAUUGUAGAUGCUACGCCGCUGUUCGACUUAUCUCCAGUUUACGGUAACGUCGAUGAACCAGCCAGGAGGACCAAAAGCGGCGGAGAACUUAGAAUAGAAACAAUUGACGGUAUCAUGUUCCCGCCUACAUCUGGAUUAAACCUAUUGCUCGGUGUAAACUUUAUCGGAAUCAUUUUCUUCUGGCGGUUCCACAACCACAUCGCUAAGAAGAUAGCCGAAGUCAAUCCUUGUUGGACUGAUGAACAAAUUUUCCAAACAGCUAGGGAAAUCAAUAUAGCUAGUGGCAGCCAGAUAUUGUACUAUGAACUCAUGGCAACCUUGAUGGGUGCUGAUAAUCUUAUCGCUGAUGGUGUCUUAGCAGAAGAUCAAAGUACUUUCAGAGACCCAUAUGACCCUACUGUUAUACCACAGAUUUCAUUGGAAUAUCCUGCCGUAUUACGUUGGAUGCACUUGAUGCAAGACGGCGCAUUGAAAUUCUACGACUCAAAAGGUACUUAUCUCAACAAUUCCUUCCCCAUGGUGAAUCUCACUUCGAAUAUAAACUUCAUCAAACGAAAUGGCAAUAUGGCGUACAUCACCCAAGGAUGCUUCAGACAACCCACUGGUAAAGUGAAUGACGCUGUUGUAGACCCAGAUCUCCUCAAUUUGGGACUUGGAGGUCUCCAAAGAUCGAACGACAUAUUGACAAAUGACUUGGCUAAGAACAGAUACUUCGGUUUCCCACCUUACGUUAAGUACAGGGAAUUCUGUUCUGGAGAAAAGGUGACCUCAUUUGAAGAUCUGAGCUCAAUUAUGCCUUAUUGGGCGAUAGAUGCUUUGAAAUCUAAGUAUAGUUGCUUUGAGGACAUUGAUUUAUUGGCGGGUGUUUGGAUGGAAAGCAUAAUAGACAAUGGAUAUGUACCGCCUACUUUCUACUGCAUUGUCAAAGAACAGUUGCUACAUAACAUCAAAUCUGAUAGACAUUGGUACGAAAGAGCUGACAGACCAAAUGCUUUCUCUGAAGAACAAUUGUGCGAGAUAAGAAAAAUCACGACUGCCAGAAUGCUGUGUGACAUCGGAGACUCGGUCAGCGAAAUUCAGCCGAGGGCGUACGAAUUAGCGGGAGAUGACAACGUGGUCGUCCCUUGCAGCGAAAUUCCUGACAUGGACUACUCAGUAUGGGCCGACAGCACUUGCUCUGAAUUAAAAUCCAAACAAUAGGCAACUGAUUGAUGAUAUUAUUAUAACUUUUUUUAAUAAAGUGGUUCCCAUAUU